GCAGUAGUAUUCUUUGUGUAUACGAACAGCUGUGAGCCGAGAGCGCAUCGGCAGUCAGCUGUUGCGAUGUGGUUUUGUUGUGGAAGUGGUGCGUGCGUGCGAGUCACAGAGAGAGGGCCAAGUUAAAACGCAAUUUAGAUUACUGUGGAGAUUUUAGGCAUCAAUACGUUAUCAUGAAUUUACUAAAAAGACUUCGUAUUUGUAUUUGAGGACAGUUCAGGUCGCAGUGAGUGCAAUACUAGUGUCUAUUUGAUGGUAAAGGACUGCCUUGCGCCAUUUCCAUCCCUUGGUGCACAGUGACACACAAAAACAAAAAGGCAAAAAUGGACCUCUGUGCAAUUGGACAAGAUCAGUUUGUGAAGCGUCUGAAACAGCUAUAUCCUAUGGUUGAUUUGAAGGAAACACCAUUGCCUACAUGCUGGAGUCAAAAAGAUAAAUUCCAAGAUGUUGGUUUGACUCAAAACAAUCUGAGGGCACACUACAAAGGCAACGGAAAAACAAAUAAAGAUGCUGCAAGUGUACGAGCUAGUCAUCCGAUCCCUCCAGCCUGUGGCCUGUAUUAUUUUGAAGUGAAGAUAGUCAGCAAAGGAAGGGAUGGGUACAUGGGAAUCGGUUUAUCUCAGCAGGGCACCAGUCUCAACAGACUACCAGGCUGGGAGAAAUACUCGUACGGUUACCAUGGUGACGACGGGUACGCGUUCAACUCGACCACCACCGGGCAGCCGUACGGCCCCACGUUCACCACGGGUGAUGUGAUUGGCUGUGGCGUCAACCUGGUGGAGAACACGUGCUUCUACACCAAGAACGGCCACCACCUGGGCAUCGCGUUCACAGACCUGCGGGUGAGACAUAAUUCGGACCUCUACCCGACCGUCGGCCUACAGACGCCCGGAGAGACCAUCGACGCCAACUUUGGCCAGGCGCCGUUCGUGUACGAUAUCGAGGAUAUGAUGCGCGAGCUGCGCGCCCGAGUGCGCACCACCAUACAGAGUCUGCCGGUGCCGGAUGCGCUCAGCUGCUGGCAGGAGACAUUGCACAGGAUGGUACAAACGUACCUGGUGCACCACGGGUACUGCUCCACAGCCGAGGCGUUUGCCAACAGUACGGGUAUUGGCAUCGGCGAGGACCUGGCCUCCAUCAGAAGUCGACAAAAGAUUCAGAUGCUGGUGCUGGCGGGUCGGAUGGGUGAGGCCAUCGAGUUGACACAGCGCCUGUACCCGGGACUGUUGGAGAAGCAGCAGAGCCUGCUGUUCAUGCUGCGCGUCCGGCAGUUCAUCGAAAUGGUCAACGGCACCGAUUCGGAGGUUUCCGAGCAGCGAGCCAUCCAGACGUCGGUAAUCCAGUCGACACGGACACUCACCGAGGCAGAGAUGAACGCCAACAACUCGGCCGGCAGCGGCGGGGAUGAUGGCAGCAGCAGUCACAGCAACGGCUUCUCCAACGGUCACUCGCAGACCGAGCACGACGAGGAAAUGGACGUCGACCGGCCAUCGGAGACCGAAUCCCCGGCGGCAGUCAAGAAGCGCGUGCUAUGUGGCGGCAGCACCUCCGCCCUGGAGAAGGUGCUCAAAUUCGGCCGCGAGCUGCAGCUGUUCUACAUGCGACUGCGGGCCGAACAGGGGGAGAACGACUAUAAUAAGAACCUGCUGCAGGACGCGUUCAGUCUGCUGGCGUACGCCGACCCGUGGUGCAGUCCGGUCAAAUGGCAGCUGGAUCCGGUACAGCGCGAAACCGCCUGCUCACUGCUCAACUCGGCAAUCCUCAACUCUGACAACCUGCCGCGCCGGCCGCCGCUCGAGGUGGCGCUCUCUCACAGCAAGGAGCUGGUGGCACUGAUGGCCCGCUCCGGGCUCGGCGCCUGUGCCUUCGCCGACAUCGACGCGCUCUUCCAGCCAUAAUACGACCUCCAACGCCGACGCGGCGCCUGGCGGAUCACUAGGACGGAAGUGCCGCCGUCCGCCGUCCGCCGAUUGUGAUGAUUGUAUUAUUGUAGACUAGAAUCGGCGACGGCGGAGUCGGCGAGGAUGAGAGGUGAUUGGGAAGAGAGUGGAGUGGUUCGUGAUGGGCGGGUGAGCGGGUAGGGAGGAGGGUCGGGUCAGUGCGCAGUGGUGAUUGAAUAGUGCCGGUGGGCGACCCGCUGAGGGCGUCCGCUUACGAGACUGAGUCGGAGUGGAGACUUUAGUUGGACCGAGGAGUGGAGACUAUCGGGCCGAGCCGGACAGAGUGAGCACUAUCGGACCGGGCCGGACAGGAGUGAGCACUAUCGGACCGAGUCGGGACAGGAGUGGACACUAUCGGACCGAGGCGGACAGGAGUGGACACUAUCGGACCGAGCCGGGACAGGAGUGGACACUAUCGGACCGAGCCGGGACAGGAGUGGACACUAUCGGACCGAGCCGGACAGGAGUGGACGCGGAGCCCGCCUUUCACGAGCGGUACCAACCGUCAGCGGCCGACGGGUGUGCCGAUGGGAGGCGUCAUGACGAGAACGGAUACUGGCGACCGCACGGGCGUUUUGCCGCCGACUAUAGCCGACAAUAUGAACUCUACCGGUGCCGCAGAGCCGGCCAUGUCCAUUGUUUACGUGAGUUUUAGCGUGCUGCGCCGCCGGCGGUCUGCGGAGAGGGCCGGGCGGGCGGACAGCGCCGACUGUGUAUACCAUACCUGCCUCUGAAUGUGUGCGUGCGUGUGCCGAGCGCCCGGCCUAACCGGGCCGCUGUCCGCGUGCUAACGCCCCCCGUUCGCUGAAUACGCGGCGACCGUCUACCUACACAGAAGGCUUGCUCGUACGAUAUGUGGACGUAGCUGUAAAUCAUGAAUAAAUUUUUCACUGGAGAA
Molecule: messenger RNA, 2838 nt
Organism: Amphibalanus amphitrite
Lineage: Eukaryota; Metazoa; Arthropoda; Thecostraca; Balanomorpha; Balanidae
Gene: RanBPM
Product: ran-binding protein 9-like
Exons: 11
Coding region: 324-1898 (524 amino acids)
Biological process (GO): cytoskeleton organization; cell surface receptor signaling pathway
Cellular component (GO): cytoplasm
Molecular function (GO): protein binding
Source: RefSeq, a predicted model, not a curated record